Choloepus didactylus (southern two-toed sloth) is the source of this 5783-nucleotide messenger RNA. RefSeq names its product regulator of G protein signaling 22 (gene RGS22). Bases 188 to 3970 code for a protein of 1260 amino acids. The transcript is spliced from 28 exons. The record is from RefSeq and is a predicted model, not a curated record. Gene Ontology annotation, biological process: regulation of signal transduction. NCBI's taxonomy places the organism in Eukaryota, Metazoa, Chordata, Mammalia, Pilosa, Megalonychidae. Gene Ontology annotation, molecular function: G-protein alpha-subunit binding.
CUGUCGGGCGCCCGCAUUGUCUAAGCUCCAUAGCAACUCGGGCGAGGCGGAGGCGCCACCAGCAAGCGCAGCCUCAAGGCUCGCGCGCCGCGUCCGCUCCGGGAAGAGACCGGCCCUGAAGGGCGCUGGGCCCGGCAUGGGGUCCUGACUGCCCCGCCGGGCGCCCGGCGCAGGAAACGGCGGCGGCAUGCGCGACAGGCGGCUCACCGCGGAGCCACCAGCUAUUACAGAAGAAGAAUUUGAAGACUCUUUGGCAACAGAUGAUUUCCUUGUGGACUACUUUAAUGAAUUUUUAAGUCUUCCAACCUUUUCAGAAGCACUUAGAUUUAAUGUGGAUUAUGGAGUUUUUGAAGUAGUUAACAAUGCUCCACAACUUCUAGAAAAACAACUGAAAAAAAUUCUACAAAAGCAGCAACCUCGAAAUCCCAUCUAUGAUGUUGUAAGGAAGGGAAAGAAUUAUGUUAAACCUGUUCAAAUUAAUGCCCUCUCUGAAGAUGAAACCGUUAAUGUCAACUAUAAUAUUAUGUGUCUCAAUCAAGAAGAAGGUAUUAAGUGGAUCAAAAAAGAAAGGCUUCCAGCAUUUCUGGAAAGUGACUGCUACUUUGAAUACAGGUUAGCCAAAUUGGUUUCACAAGUAAGAUGGAGCAGAUCAGGCAUGAAUAUCACACUGGAUACAGAUUUUUCUCCCUGGAUCCUGCAAAAGCCACCCAGUCCGCCACUUCCUUCAGUUGAUGAAGAAAAUCUAAUAAUUAUGAAAAAGUUCUACAUUUCUCUUGGCGAGGCUUCCUACACUCAAACAAAAGAUUGGUUUACAUUAGCAAAACAAAGUCAGCAAACGGUACCAACCUUUUCCUUGCCCUGUUGUGUGUUCAACAACAAAAUCGAAUCACCAGUUAUUUCAUCUGUUUCUGAAAGCUUUUUAUUUGAUGAUGGAGUUCACCCCAGGACAAAAAAGGAUCCAUCUAAAACCACCAAAUUAAUUUCUGAAUUCGAAGAAGAAGAUGGAUCUGUCUCUCUACAAGACACUCCUUCUCAAGCUCUUCUGAGACUAUACCUUGAAAGACAACAGGAUGUUGACAAAAGCCUGACAGUAUAUUUCCCAUCAUGUGAAGAAUUUUUAAGAUCUUAUGUAAACUUUAUUUUGAGAGCAGCAAUUCAGCAAAUUACUGGAGAGCCAUUUAGUGAAAGCCCAAAUUAUAUUAACUUCCACAAAAUAAAUCAAGUGGUGUUUGAGAAUGUUUUUGAAUCUGCACAUGAUAAGACUGCUUUUGUAAGUGAAACAGUUCCAACCACAAAGGGAAAGUCAGAAGAGAAACUAGACUUAGCAAGUAUAAGUUCACGUAGUGAAAGCAUUGGACCAGAGAGCAGGGCUGACUGGUGUAUUUCCCACAGAACUUAUGACAUUGGCAACAGAAAAGAGUUUGAAAGAUUUAAGAAAUUUAUAAAAGGUACAUUAGGAGAAAGAUAUUGGUGGCUAUGGAUGGAUAUUGAGAGGUUAAAAGUUCUUAAGGACCCUGGAAGACAUCAAAGACAUCUUGAAAAGAUGAAAAAAUGCUAUCUAGUGAGCAGUGGAGAUUGUUACCUUUCUCCAGAAAUCUUAUCGAAGCUUAAACUGCUAGAAGGAGCUCAGUGGAAUGAAGAACAUUUAAAAAGCAUUCAGUCUGAGGUUGUAAAACCCUUACUUCUAUAUUGGGCACCAAGAUUCUGUGUUACUCAUUCAUCCUCAACAAAACAUGCUAGUGCUGAACUAAAAUUCUGGCACCUCCGGCAAGAGAAACCGAGAAAGGAUAUUGACCCUUUUCCACAAAUAGCAACCCUCCUGCCACUGAGACCUAAAUCUUGCAUUCCACAGAUAUCUGAGAUCCAGAAAGAAGAAUCCAGUUUAUUACAACCUCCUAAAUCUCCCAAGAAACCACCUAGAGUAAAAACAGCAACUCAAAACCUUUGGAAGGGAGACUUGUUUCCAGUUUCUUCUGAGGAUGACAUGAUUGAGAAAGGGUCAAGGCGCAUGUCACUGAGCAGCAAAGUCAUUCGUUUAACAUCUUUUACUGACAUUUCUGAAUGUCUGAAGCCCCAGCUGGAUAGAAGAUACUCUUAUACAGAAGAAUCUAAGGUUAAAACCACUUUAGAUGUUGGUGCUUUGGGAGGAUUUGACAUGGAAAAUUUGUUGCAGUCUUUGUAUGUAGAAAAUAGAGCUGGAUUCUUCUUUACUAAGUUUUGUGAGCAUUCAGGGAACAAGUGGUGGAAGAACAGUGUGUACUUUUGGUUUGAUCUACAAGCUUAUCAUCAGCUUUUCUACCAAGAAACAGUUCAGCCUUUUAAAGUAUGCAAACAAGCCCAAUAUCUUUUUGCCACAUACAUUGCACCUUCUGCCACUCUUGAAAUUGGACUCCAACAGGAAAAGAAAAAAGAAAUUUAUAUGAAAAUACAGCCACCAUUUGAAGACCUUUUUGACACCGCAGAAGAAUAUAUCCUUCUCCUCCUUCUUGAGCCCUGGACAAAGAUGGUAAAAUCAGACCAAAUUGCUUACAGAAAGGUGGAGCUGGUGGAAGAGACUCGACAGUUAGACUCCUCAUAUUUCAGAAAGCUACAGGCUUUGCAUGAAAAAACAUUUUCCAAGAAAGCUGAGGAUACCACUUCUGAAGUUGGAACUGGUGUCUUAUCACUCUCUGACGUCUCUAAACAAACGGAAUAUUGGAAUAAUGUUCCUGCAGACUGUAAGCAUUUUACUUUCAAUGAUCUACUUAACAACAAACUGGAAUUUGAACAUUUCCGUCAGUUUCUUGAGGCUCACUCAUCAAGCAUGGACCUUAUGUGCUGGACUGACAUUGAGCAAUUUCGAAGAAUCCUUUUCAGAGAUCAAAAUCAAAGGGAGGCAAAAUCUAUGUAUAUUAAAAACAAAUACCUCAAUAAAAAAUAUUUCUUUGGGCCCAAUAGUCCAGCUUCUCUAUAUCAGCAGAACCAGAUAAUGCAAUUAAGUGGUGGCUGGGGAAAGAUUCUCCAUGAUCAGCUUGAUGCACCUGUUCUAAUUGAAAUUCAGAAGCAUGUUUUAAAUAGGCUAGAAAAUGUCUGGUUGCCAUUGUUCCUUGCAAGUGAACAGUUUGCAGCGCGUCAAAAGAUAAAGGUACAGAUGAAAGAUGUAGCUGAAGAGCUCUUAUUACGGAAGCAUGAAAGGAGAAUCGGUGUCUGGAAGCCUGUGGAGAGUAAAUGGAUAUCUUCAUCUUGUGAAAUCAUUGCUUUUCGCAAAGCAUUAUUAAACCCAGUUACUGCAAGACAGUUUCAACGUUUUGUGUCUCUAAAAGGAGAUUUAUUGGAAAAUGGGGUACUCUUUUGGCAGGAAGUACAAAAAUAUAAGGACUUGUGUCAUUCUCAUUGUGAUGAGUCCAUCAUCCAGAAAAAGAUCACAACUAUUAUCAACUGCUUUAUUAAUUCCAGUAUUCCGCCAGCUUUACAAAUUGACAUUCCAGUUGAGCAAGCUCAGAAGAUUAUUGAACACAGGAAGGAGUUAGGACCAUAUGUAUUUAGAGAGGCACAGAUGACAAUUUUUGGGGUUCUGUUUAAAUUUUGGCCUCAGUUUUGUGAAUUUAGGAAGAAUUUAACUGAUGAAAAAAUUAUGAGUGUUUUAGAGAGAAGACAAGAAUUUAAACAGAAGAAAAAAUUGGCAGUCAUGGAUGAUGAAAAAUUUGGAAAGGAUGGAAUCAAACAAUAUGCAAGUACUGCAGGGUCUGUUUCCAAACCAACUGCGUUAGUCAGUGAUUCACUUAUAGGCUUGCAAGCAUAUGGCCGACAGCCCACCUGGUGCUAUUCAAAGUACAUAGAAGCCUUAGAACAGGAGAGAAUUCUUCUUAAAGUUCAAGAAGAGCUGGAAAAGAAAUUGCUUACAGGCACAUCAUCUUUUACAAAUUUUAAGCCUACUGCCUCACCUUUGUCACUGAGAAAAAACCUGUCUUUCCAUACCAACCAAAAGUGAGAGGACUCAUGACUGUUUAUGCCCUGAUGCUGAUAGAUGUGAGGAACUCUUUAAAUCAAAUUUAACUGACAUGAGAAGUUCAAGUGAUUUUUGGAUGGUAUGCAUUAGAGCAAGCCUACUAUCUAAAUAAACUUUGGCUUGUUUUAUUCCCAUAGUUUUAAAAUUACAACUAUUCUGUACACAUGCUAUGUAAGACUAUAAAAUUUUUAAAACUUAAUUAGAAUAAAUCUACUACUAUCUAGGUCCGAAGAAUCAAAAUGUUUUGCCUAUCACAGUUCUUAAGGAGGUACGUCAUGUUCAAGUAAUUAUUCGACAAAUAUUCCUUGAGCAUUUAGUAUGUUUGGUUAGCACAUGUAUUCAGCAGUUGGUUAGGGGACUAAUAAUCCUACCAGUAAGUUGACCCAAGACAUAAAAGGAAGAGCCUUCUCCACCCCCACCCCCAAUUUUAAAGGAAUCAUGUAUAGAUGAAAGCAGUGGUUAUCACACUUGAUUGUGACAUUUUUGCUACCUGAGAGCUUGAUUCAGUAGUUCUUGUACAGGACCCAGAUUCUCCCUCUUUAACAGAUACCCCUGGUGUUCUCAUGCAGGUGAUACACAAAACACUCCACAGAUAAACUGUUUGGGUAGCAAGAAAAGAACUUCAAAAAGGUCAAAGCCCCCUUAUUAACUAGAGCUAUACUUACGACAGAGAUAUCCCAGAAAUACACUCUCAUACUCUUUGCUGGAGGGACCAGGAAAUGUGUAAGAAGUGAUCUGGGAGGACAGAUCUUCACCAUCUAUAGACCUCAUUACUCAGGAGCUCCAGGGACUGUGACCCAGAUUACCCGAUCAGAAGCACUGGACUUCCAGUCUCAUGCAUUUCCAGAAAGUAUUUUUAAAGUUGAAACUGCCACUCCUAAUUUUCCAAUGAGUUAGACAUUUUAAAUGUAUUUCCUAACAUCAGGAGACAUACUUCAGAGACCAUCUUUCUUCUAAAGUAGUGGUUUUGGACACUUUUAAGCAUUAGAAUUCUGUUGUUCCCUUUGUUCUCCCCACUGCCCCAUCCCUAUAGUGACUCUGAAGUCUGACACCAGUAUUUAGAAGUAUUCCAUAGUCAGUUUUGUUCUUAGAAUAAAUUGAGAAAAUAGUAAACUUACUAAGUUUUUUCACAUUUUUAAUUGACAGUUAUCUUUAUAUUAUAAAUUACUUGUUCACUUUUGGCCUCUUGACAAAGUAUCCACUAGCAUAAGCCAGUCCCAGUUUUUGCCAUCAGAGACAAUUGCCUUAUAUUACUGUACCCAGGAAGUGUGUUCUAACAGAGUUUCCACUGAUUCUUCAUAACACCUCUCUAAGACAUUUCUUCCUCCUUUUCCCCACUAUUGGAUGACUGCCAUAUUCCAGAUCCUCAUCACUUCGCAUCUGGUCCUAAUUAAUUUUCCUUUCUCCUGUGUGGCCACCAUCCAAUUGUCCUAAGAGUGAUCUUUCCACAAUGCAGACCUUCUCACGUUACUCCUUUUCUUAAAUCCUUCAUUGAUAUUGUGGGUAAACCUAUGAUUGGUAAACUAGAAGUUCCCUACUUACCAUGAUAUAUGUCCUAGGCUCUCCUGUCUUCUGAUAAAAAAACAUUCAGAUCAGGCUUUUGUUCCUCUGGGAAGCUGUCAUUCAAAUUCUUCUCUUACCCCAGUCUCUGUUACCACCACAAGCAACUACAGAAGUUAUCACUUCCUCUUCUGUACUACCACUGUAGCUUGUUCAUAAUUCUGUAACAGAACUAAUCACACUGAUUGUAAUUUUUUGUUUAUAUGUCUGUUUCCCCUAAUAAAGAUUAUUUGAU